Molecule: messenger RNA, 1005 nt
Organism: Baudoinia panamericana UAMH 10762
Lineage: Eukaryota; Fungi; Ascomycota; Dothideomycetes; Mycosphaerellales; Teratosphaeriaceae
Exons: 2
Coding region: 1-1005 (334 amino acids)
Source: RefSeq, a predicted model, not a curated record
AUGGGCGUGCCGUUGAGCGUCCUGUGGACACAAUAUUUCCCUCCACCACCAUCGCUUACUGAGAAGACCCUACCAAGACAGCAAGGCAAAGUUUUCUUAGUUACCGGCGGCAAUACUGGUAUCGGGCUCGAGCUCUGCAAGGUCCUCUACUCUGCUGGCGCCAAGGUGUAUCUCGCGGCUCGCUCAGCCCCGAAGGCGCAAGAGGCCAUCAAACGGAUCCUCUCUUCAUCUAGCGCACUACCUGCCCGGGAAGGUGGCGAGCUGGUUUACUUACCACUCGAUCUCGCGGAUUUAGACUCUGUCAAGCAAGCGGCACGGGAGUUUCAGGCCAAGGAGAAACUGUUGCAUGUGCUCUUCAACAAUGCCGGUGCAAGCGUGCUGCCCGUCGGCAGUGUCUCAAAGCAAGGCCACGAGCUGACAACGGCAACGAACUGUCUCGGCGCCUUCUUACUCACGCAGCUACUGCUUCCACAGCUAGAAGCUGCUGCAUCGUCGGCCCCCGAGGCGUCGGUGCGGGUGAUUUGGACGAGCUCGAUAUUAGUCGAGAUGGCGGCGCCGAAAGAUGGCCUCAAUAUUUCCACCAUUGAUAAGCCAUGUACCGCGACGCAGCGUACACCGAGAUACUGCGAGACCAAGGCUGGGAAUUACUUUCUUGCUUCGGAGUUUGCACGGCGCUAUACAAAGCGUACUGGCAUUGUGAGCUUGACGCAGAAUCCUGGAAAUCUUAAGUCGGACGUGUGGCGGAAUGUCGACGUUUUCACUUACUAUGCAGUUGCCUGGACUCUGUGGGAGUCGGUCAAGGGUGCAUACACAGAGCUCUGGGCCGGACUGUCAGAGGAGGUGAAGCUGGACGAUAGCGGGCGGUACGUUAUGCCAUUUGGCCGCUGGCAUCCCGGCCAGAGAGCGGAUAUCGAGCUAGCGCUGAGAAGCAAGGACGAAGGUGGGAGCGGCCGGGCUGCUGAGUUCUGGGAUUGGUGCGCCGAGCAGACUAGGAACUACGUGUGA